AUGGAGGUUUCUGUGAGGAGUGACGUGGUGUGUCCAACUGGGACAAAGAAAGAAGACUGGGAUGCUGCCGUCCAAACUGCAUAUGGUUCAGCCACCUCAGACUGGCAGGUGAUGUUCCAGAAGGAAGGGCAGCUGAAACCGAUGGAACUGUCUGAAGCUCGCACACAGGGCUAUUUGUUUGACAUGACAGCGGGACGGCUUUUGUUUCGUACACCGUAUGGACAACCGCACUCAUUUAACAAGGAGGUGAACGGUGUUCCAGUCGAGGUCAUCCAUGCAACUCUGUUCUCCAGACAAAGCUGGGUUGUCCUCAUGGUCCACCUUGAGGCUGCUUGCUCCAUUUCUGAAGGAUCAUACGAUGAUGCUGGAUACAUGGUGUGGGAGACUCCUGAGAUGCUGAACCCGCUGGUGUCUGGUCUGACCUACACACAGGUCAAUGUCGGUCUCAAUGGUGAACUUUUGGAGCAGUCGGUUGCAGAGGAGAGCGGCUUCAUUGUGGAGAGGCACAACGGCUCAGUAGAGAUCAGCAUCCCCUAUAAUGCGGAAGGAGGAUACAGGAAGAGCUUUGUGUCUGGGGACCUCUACGAGUACUACAUCUUUCAUCUCCACCUGGAGCAAAUCGAAGGGGAUGAGGAACAUGUUGACACCAGACAACGCUCUCACAGGACACUCGUAACUCCUCUUCUGCCACGUCAUGUUUAUACAGAGAACCGUAAGUCUAUCUUUGACUUAACCUUUUUCACAAUCUACCUGGGAGAUGUUCCCGAGGAUGUCGAGCUCUCUGCUGUUCAGCUAAAUGAAGAGGCACCUAUUUAUAUAUUUACAAUUGAGGGUGGCCACAGCAUCACAAAGGUUGUUCAUCCCAACAACACCCAUGGCUACACUCUGCAGGUGCCUUUUGAUGACCCUGCUGUCAUUAAGAAGUUCUCCAAAGAAGAUGAAGCUAUGCAGCACAUACUGGAAGUCACCUUCACACUGACCGUUCUGCCAGAGAAUGAGCCGUUUUUCCACGUGACGUCAGUCAUGGCACUAUCGGACAUCGCUCCUCCAGAGUUUGACGCCAUCUGUUCCGGGUCUGGAAUCAUCUUCGAACUGGAGCACCGGCCUUCUGAUUACCUGUGGCAGAUCCGUAUCGGUUCUGACCUGCUGACGCCAGAACUGGCAACCCAGCAGGGCUACAUCCUGACCAACGAUAGCCAGAGUCUGCGGCUCAAAGUGCCGCUCUUCACGCCUGGAUACGUGUAUGGGGACAUUACUCUGACGGGAUUCCUUGGCACUUUUGAAAUCCUCAUUCAAUAUCAAGGAACAUCAGAGGUCCAGGGUUCAACUGUCAAGACGUGUCCAUUCACUACUGCCGAGUUCAUUUUGUGUUCCACUGAUGGCAAGAUGACUGUGGUGGCUGACUUGUCUAUGGCCAUCUCAAGUGGAGGAAUCCCUGCUAGAUCCAACCUCCUGAGCACGCAGUGUCGACCCAAAGAUGCCGACGACACCAGGGCUCUGUUCUCUUUCGUUCUCAACAGCUGUGGCUCCCUAAUAAAGCUCGGUAAGGAAUAUGUGACGUACGAAAACGAGAUUUCCCUCAGCAGGAAGCCCAUUUCUCAGAAAAAUCCAUCAAGUUCCAGCGAUGAUAUUGACCGGGUAACAGUGCAGUGUACAUAUCCUCUGGCUGGGCUCCAUCGUCUCUUCUCCUUUUACAAGUUUGAAUCUGACGCACCGGGUGUCGGCAACAUUGUUCAUUCUGUAUUCUCAACUCAAGUUCUACAAAAACCCGCAAUGGUGUACGACAAGGUGCUUCAAACUCCAGUGCCUGCAACCAGACGUACCAGACCUGUGUUGGUGAAGCCUGGUCACCACAACAAAGUGCAGACACGUUUACAGUAUCCCAAAUCCGUAUCCAGGACCUGA
Messenger RNA from Limanda limanda (common dab), 1905 nucleotides. RefSeq lists its product as uncharacterized. The record is from RefSeq and is a predicted model, not a curated record. Bases 1 to 1905 code for a protein of 634 amino acids. The transcript is spliced from 14 exons. Lineage: Eukaryota; Metazoa; Chordata; Actinopteri; Pleuronectiformes; Pleuronectidae.